Molecule: messenger RNA, 2240 nt
Organism: Haliotis rufescens (red abalone)
Lineage: Eukaryota; Metazoa; Mollusca; Gastropoda; Lepetellida; Haliotidae
Product: metallophosphoesterase domain-containing protein 1-like
Exons: 6
Coding region: 385-1335 (316 amino acids)
Molecular function (GO): hydrolase activity
Source: RefSeq, a predicted model, not a curated record
UCAUACACCAGACUGUUGUGACAACCUGGUCAACAAUCUCAUGUAACGACACUUCUCCGAUUUCACGUCACAGUCAUCGGAGAUCUGGCAUUGAUGGACUAUUUCAACAAUUUGUUUUGUAUCUAAUGCAUUGUCAGUUGGAAUGACCAGUUUCAGUCGAUAUUCAAGUUGUGCUGCCUUUUCUAUAGGUUCUAUAUUUAGUAUCGUGUGUAUAUAUAUAGUAUCAUGACAACAUGGGCAGCUCUAUUGUUUAUCGAGAACUACGAAACAGAAUCACACGUCGACAGACUCACGGAGUUGUACCUACAAAUCUGACAAGACAUUAACUCAUAACAGUGCUAACAGUGCUAACAGUGCUAACAGUGACACCACAGUACACACAGCAUGGCGUCAGCAGAAAUAGGGCCAUGUUCUCCUUCAACAGACAACAGACAGAUUACAGUGCAGUCGACGUUGUAUCGCAACACUGUGCACGCGUGGAAGGAGCUGUGUGAGAGGCAGAAGGUGGAGCGUGUGCCGCCCCUCGACCCCACCAGCCCAGUGCCCGCUGACUGUGUGAGGUUUGUGUGCAUCUCAGACACCCACAACCAGGUCGAGUGCGACCCGGGCCUCGUACCUCCGGGAGACGUUCUGCUCCAUGCUGGGGACUUCACAAUGAAUGGGGUUCCCGCUCAGAUUGACGAGUUCAACCACUUCCUGGGAAUUCUACCACAUAAGGUCAAGGUGGUCAUAGCAGGAAACCAUGACAUGACCCUUGAUGAAAACAAAGUACAGAACAGCAGGGAUGAACUCUGUUGGGACUUUUAUAUAACCCGCGAAGAAUAUGAAAAAUAUAUUCAGGACCACAACGUGAGUUCGUCUAAGGAGCUGUUGACGAAUUGUGUCUACCUAGAGGACAGCAGUGUAGACAUUUGUGGUAUCAAGGUCUAUGGAGCUCCAUGGGUGCCUCGGUUCUGCAGCAUGGGAUUUAACUUACCUCGAGGACAGCCGAUCCUUGACAAGUGGAACUUGAUCCCCUCGGAUACAGACAUCCUCAUAACUCACGGCCCCCCUCUAGGUCGAGGUGACCGGACUAUAGACAGGGCCAGAGCUGGAUGUCUAGAGUUGCUGAACACCAUCCAGCAACGAGUGAAACCAAAGUAUCAUGUCUUUGGCCACAUUCAUGAAGGUUAUGGACUGACUACCGAUGGGAUAACAACCUUCAUCAACGCCUCCAUGUGUACGUUACGUUACCGACCCACCAACCCUGCCAUUGUCAUCGACGUCCCUGUUGCCGAGGGCCACUCAAAGGAGGAGCUGUCUGCAGUGUUCACACCUACCUCACAUAGAACAUGAGGUUAACAACUGCUUAUGGACAUUCUGUCUGCACGUCAUAUGUCACUCUUACAUUCCCACUUACCUCCCUUUACUCACAAAAAAAGGUGUUUACGACAAUCAUGUAGCCAUUUCUGUAAUCAAAUUGUGUGGUUGAGGGCGAAUAUGAUCAAACAAGAACAGUAUAUGUAUACCACCAUCAGUAGCAAUAACUUGUUUAUCACUUUCACAACACUGGUGCUGUGAAGAGUUGUGUCCCUUUGCUACCAGGAUCCGCUGGUGGUGUUAGAAUCUCAUGACCCCGUCAGCAGAAUACAUGUGUCUUUAACUUUCACUGCAGUGGCGCUAUGCUACCAGGGUCUGCUGGGGAUGUUGAAUCUCAUUAUGACCCUGGCUUUAUCAGCAUCAUACGUGUGUUUAAGACUUUAACAGUGGUGCUGUACAGAGUUUUGUCCCUUUGCUGCCAGGAUCCGCUGCUGAUGUGUAAAUAUAAAUAAUUUAUCAUGUCUUUUAUGAAGUUUCAUCUCAAUUUUGACACAAUUUAUAACUUUCAUUGGUUUCACAUCUGACAUUCUUUGUGUCAAAUAAACUAAUUGGUGAUCAGGUUUAUGGAAUGUAUAUUUGAAUUCCUUGAAGGUCAUCAUCAAACAAAAUACCUCAUUUUGAUGUGAAAUAUAAGUGUUCAUCUUUGUGUAUCAUGGUACAUAUUGUAACAUUUCUUCUUGAACUGUGUAUUUUGGUAGUACUACAACCCGGGGCUUGUUACUAGGGCUGGGACGAGUCCAAAUUUACUACCCGGGUACCCGAGUUAUCCAUCCCUACUUGUUACAUCGGAACAAAUGAUUACAACCAAUAGCAAGCUGAUGUGAGGUUUAUACCUGUGGUGGAAUAUAUGAGUAUUAAAGUGAGAUCACGUUCACACUGAA